This is a messenger RNA of Cryptococcus deneoformans JEC21, 1209 nucleotides long. RefSeq lists its product as hypothetical. The coding region runs from base 68 to 847 and encodes 259 amino acids. NCBI's taxonomy places the organism in Eukaryota, Fungi, Basidiomycota, Tremellomycetes, Tremellales, Cryptococcaceae. The record is from RefSeq and is a predicted model, not a curated record. The transcript is spliced from 5 exons.
AUCGGACAGAAUACAUGCAAGUCCAAUACGGCUCGCUCCCGCACCUGUAUAAUAACAUGGCUCGCUCAUGCACCUAUAUAAUAACAUGGAUCGCUCCCGCACCCGAUACGCCCCUCCUCGAACAACUCCACCGACGAACUUUAUCCGGCUCCUUUCGGCUGGCACUUUCGCCCCCGCCCAGACGAAUCAGUUGAGGAAAUUGCCAACAAGAAGUCUUCCGUCUUCGUCAACAGCUGGUUUAUUAAUCGCCUUGGCUGCUCGCGACAAACAAGCGAAUCCCGCCGCCCACCAUCGAACUCUAUUAUAUAUAGCUAUAGGUCUGGCGCGAGAGUUGAUCCAUGUUUUGCCCUACCAUGUCAGCCUGCUCUUACGUGACAACCCAGAUAUCACCAUCCCUUUAAACAACACCUCGAGACACUUCAUGCUGCCAAAGGUAGAGACUGAAGGGGGUCGGCAAUUUGAAGAAUACCUUUUCAAGGGUUCCAUUGAAGGUGUAUUCGCCACUGACAAUGGUCCGCCCCCGACCUCAGAACCCUCAAUGCCUUUGAGCGAUAUUAAGAGCCUGCGCCCAACGGUUUCUUUAGAGGAGUACAAGUAUAUCGGAAAUGAACGGUCUUUUGACUACAUUGGUAUUCGGAGGCCAUCGACGAAUGAGGGAGCGCUGUUCCAGGUGAAAAAUUCUUGGUUAAACUCCCUCGUUCAAUCCUUCGAUCAGGGAUCUCUCGACAUAAUUGUCUUCCCUCCUGAAAUCGAUCCUGAUCUUUUGGACAAAGUCUGUUCACUCUCUCGUUUCGCACACAAUAUUUUAGACUUCGUGACAUUGUCGGAUGUCCGGGCUUGCACGUAGUAUAAAGUUUAUACCUAAGAUUUGUACAUACUAGCUAUGCGCAGAAUGGUUGUAUAUGUGAUUAUUUAGAUAAUGCCCACGGAGCAUGAAAACACGCACACUCACUGUCGAAACAAAUUCUCUCCCCCUCCCCCAAACCGCCUCUUAACAGAUAACCGAUAAGAAGGUUUAGGAAGGAUAGAAGGUUGCGCCUGGCUUGGCUCUCACUUGUGGCUAAACAACCCAAGUUGAUUCCAUGUCCAUGAGGCGAAAUAGUUCUAUAACUGUCCCGAAGAAGAUGUUUGCUCCCUCUAUAUGUAUAUAAUUGUCCACGAGGAAGUUUCCUCGCUGUCUUCCACCCAACCGUGGGAGAGAGAUCGGAG